Lasiosphaeria miniovina is the source of this 454-nucleotide messenger RNA. RefSeq lists its product as uncharacterized. The transcript has a single exon. Lineage: Eukaryota; Fungi; Ascomycota; Sordariomycetes; Sordariales; Lasiosphaeriaceae. The record is from RefSeq and is a predicted model, not a curated record. The coding region runs from base 174 to 350 and encodes 58 amino acids.
GGUUUUCAGCCGCUCGCAGGGGGCUCUGUCAACAGUUGGGCGACUCCAUAGCGAUCCGGCGUCGGAUACUGCUACAAACUGAACGCCACGCAAGGAGUCUUGCCGUCAGGCGCGUACCUGGUAACCUUCUUCACCAUCCAGAAAAACGAGCUCUCACGGCAGCAAUAAGCACCAUGUCAACGAGUCAAGGGGAUAAAUUCGAGUACCCACCGAUACCAGAAGCGAGUGGAGGCGAGACGCGGAUCCAAUGCCCCUUUUGCUUCAAGGCCUUGGGACGCAAAGAACUGGAGGCGGGAGACGACUACUGGAAACAUCACAGCUUACGGCUCGCCUUGAAGGUUUUUCGCUGAGGGAGGUAGUCGUUCUUUGGAUCCCUAUUAUAGAAUCUUGGAGGCCUUUCUCUAUCCUAGAAAUACUUAGGUAUCAAAGGCUUUUCCUAGCCGGUGUAUUCUGU